AUAGUAUUUGGCAUUCUACACACGAUAGUAGGUCUUUUCUCCUGUGCCAGUGAACUCAACACUCAAGAAUACUUUCUUCCAUUCAUUUCGGUUUAUUUUUUUUUCUUCUUCUUUUCACUCAUCCGAUUUGUGUUUGCUUUGCAAUUGUUGGUCAAUAUUCUUCAUUUUGCAUCAAUGAAAAGGUGAAUUGAAUCAAAACGAGCGGUAAUUUUGUUUGUAGCGAGAGAAAAAAAAAAUGAAUAGUUGAAGGCAUAAAUAGUGGUCUUACUGACUACUAUUGGUUUGGUGUUCGAAUUAGAAAAGUGAUUGGUGGAAUUCAACUGGAAUUUUUAAUGAGUGAUAAAAGUCAAUGUGUGUAUGUGUGAUGAAAGUGGGAUUUCUUACAUAAAAAUCAAAUCUCUGCAUAAAAAUCCCAUUUCGUUCCGUGCUAUAAAUUUUCGAUGCAGAUAUUUUGAUGAAAGAAAUAAAGAAAAAAAUCGCCAUGAAUAUUCGCUUAUUAAUUAUUUGGUCAUUCUCCCUAUCGCGUAAAUCCGAUUCGAGACUGUUGUGAGACAAGUCGCAAGAGGAACAGAAAAGAACAUAUACACAGUAUCAACGAAACGGCGGAAAGAAAAUGAAGAAAAAAAAUGACAGGUCUGUGUAGUGUUUAGAGCAAGGUUUAGAGUGAGCAUACGUCCCUUGUAAUUGGCUAACGACAAGAGCAACAACAGCAGCAAAAAUAUGCAAAAUCCAAACAUUUCAAAUGCCAGCCACUCGACGAAUAGAAGUCAGACUAAUUUGCUUGAUGCACGGUCUCUAUCGCCCAGCGUACACAUGAUGCACAAUUUGCACGACGUUUACCCAGCUGAUAUGCCUCAGCAGCAAUUUUAUCAUUCCAUGCCUCAUGCACAGAAACCAUCUAUGUCUAACAUCCACACCGGCAAUCCACCCCAUAAUCGCACGAUGUCUUCAAUAAUGAAUCGAAUUGCUGCACCCAAUCUGAAUCCACCGAUGCAAUUGCCGUCUUCCACAGCUACCAGCAACGAAUUUACCGAACAAUACAAUCGGCUGCAGCAGGCGAGAAUGGAACAACAAAUGAAAACUCACAAUGAGGCCAUGGCACGAAAGCAACAAACAUUUGCAAUGCGUCAGGCAUUGAAUCCACCGCCAAUGUCACGCCAAGUGUCGGCCAUAAAUAUUCAUCAACAAGUCAAUACAUCUACACAAACCACCCCAAAUACACAACAUCCACAAUCAAUUCAAGGUUCAUCCACGAUAAAUAAUCCAUUCGGUGUUGAUCAUUUCCAUCAGCAUCACAGCACAGGCAGUCCAAAACAUUUCAACCAUAUGGAGAAACCGAAUUAUUUGCAGUUACAGCAGGAGAAUCAAAAAUUGAUUCAAUCGCUUCGCAAUGAUUAUAAGCUGAAAUCUCAAGAGCAGCAGCUACAACAGCACGCAAGUCAAAGGAAAUCAACAAAUCCGUUCAUACAGUCGGGUGAAAUUGAAAACGAUACUCGCGGCGAUAGCGGUGCUCAAAGUCCAGUUCACCAGAUACUUGUCUAUAACAAAGAGCCUAGUUCAUCGUCAGCCACAUCAACGCCGACGAAAUUAUUAAAAUCGCCGAAAACUAAACGCCAACCAACAUCGUUGGUCACGUUCUCGGGCUGGCUAUACAAACAAGGCUCCGAAGGAUUAAGAACCUGGCGACGUCGAUGGUUUGUCUUAUCGGAUUAUUGCUUGUUCUAUUAUAAAGGACCUGAAGAGGAGAAAUUAUUGGGUUCGAUUUUGCUGCCGUCAUAUGUUUUGUCUGAAUGUAUACCGUCGGACAGUAAGACCUACAGAAAAUACUCAUUCAAAUUGGAGCAUAAAAAUAUGCGAACAUAUUAUUUGGCUAGUGAGAAUGGAGAUUAUAUGAGGAAAUGGAUGCGAGUCAUACGGGCGGCAACGCUCAUGCAAAAUUUCAAUGAAAUCCAAACUAGGCAAAUGCUUGCCACAUCCGUACCAAUCAGUACAAACAGCUAUGAACCGAACAUGGGCUACAAUCGGUACGAUCAGUAUCGAAGUGAGCAAAAUCAACGCAGCAAAGUUGACAUUCAUCCAUCGCUUAAUCCAUUCUUGAUUUUUGAUGAAGAUAAUGAAAGGCAACCGUUAUACGUAAAUGCGCCACCAAAACCGCGUCGCACUCAUAACGAAAUGGAAUUGUCAAUGUUCGGAAAUGAUCCGGCAGUGUUCCCGAUGAGUUCGGAAGCAUCGACCGAUACAACGCCAAAAGGCUUGCCACUUCGAAUGCUGGAAUAUGAGGACAUUUACAAUGAACAAGGACGGCACAGCAGAAAUAACACCAUUAACUUCACAGAAAACCCCGAUCAUCAUUUGACAAACAUUCAAAGCUACGAGGUGGAAAAUGUAUCGGCUGCUUACAAUAACGAAUAUGGUCCGCCAAGAGGCAAGAAAACGUAUCAACCGAAAAAGCAACCACCGCGGCCACGUUCGGCCGAUUUCUUGGAGUAUGAAUCGAAACGGCACUUCCGUCGCUUCAAGGAUUUCGAAAAUUCUGGUCAUUUUGCUGAACGAAUGCCGUCACGCCCGAAGUCUAGUCUUGAUAUUAACAGCGCAAUGGAUAAUUACUAUUAUUCCGAAGCUAGCUAUGCCGCCAAGAUGCGACAGAGUGCACAAUACUUACAAAAUCGUAAUAUGAUGUCGACUAGGCGGGAAGACACUCGAUUGAAUACACUGCGUUAUGAAAAUGAGCGAAAGAGGCUAACACAUGAAUUUAAUAACUACACCGCUAAUUUGAUAUUGAACAACGGAUUAACAUUGCCCAGAUCGAAGUAUAUGUCGAACAAUGAUCCAUUUCAAUUUUCAUCGCUGAUGCAAAGCAGCGAACCAACUGAUUCUGCUUCUUUCAGCACGGAUAGCCGAUAUUUGAUGAAGAACUCGGAAAGCAAUUUAAUGGAACAAUACAGAUCGAAUGAUAUGAUAAGCGGCAAAACGAGCUCGAUGUCUAUUCGCGACGACCUACAAAGCAGCAAUGCUAACAUUUGGCAACCUGAUAUAUCGGCUGGAACAUUGCUUAGCAAGACACAUGAAGAACUUGUACUUUUGUUGAUCCAACUUCGACGCCAAGCCGAUAUCAAGGAAAGAGGAAUUGAUCGACGGUCAAAAGAUAUGCAAGCGAUUCAGCGCCGCUUGAAAAGCGAGGAAGCAACUGGCAUGAGAUUAGAGCUUAUGGGUCGUUUAGAAGUUUUGCGUGAGGAAGUGAAUAAAAUGGAACAGCAAUUCGAAAAGACGAAGCCAUUGGUGAAUUUGGUGGAUAACAUGGUUAAGCUUGGCUCAUUGUAUCGAGCUGGCAGCAUCCAAUGGGAUACCAGUUCAAUGCGAUCGGGAAUGACUUUACAACGAUUGCGGGUCAAUCAGAAAGAACUGGAGCGUCGACUGCAAUUGGAUGAUCAAAAACAAUGGAACAAAAUCGAUCCAACUCAAAUUGAACUGCAAAACAAAGUUCAGCAACUAUAUGAACUGGAUCAACUGUUGCACGAGGAAUCGAACAAUUUGCAAAUGCUGCAGCAAGACAAAGAUGAAAUUGAGGGUGCUCUUGAUGAACUCAAUCAUAGAUUCGCCACAAACGAUAUGUUACCAGAAAACUACAUGACUUCAAAGAAGAUACAGCAUUCAUUAGAAUUGGAAUUGUCCAAAGUCCACAGUCAGCUUGCCGAACACUCACGACGCCUGGAGGAGACUGUAGCGGCCAAUACAAAACUCGAACGGGAAUUAUUGAUGUUGCGUCAAAAGUUGCAGGCGUCUCGUGAAAAGAGUUCGGGCCAAUUGAGUUACAUGAGUGUGAUGGGUAAUUCGCGAACGGCGGACGCAUUUGAAUCGGAGCUGCGAAAAGUACGAGAUUCGGUGGGCGACACCAAGCGACAGCGUGAGGAAUUGAGCAUGGCUGUUAGUCAACUGACAUUGGACUCGAAUGCAACGCAUGAUCGAUUACGUACAUCGAGCAAAGACCAUUCAUACAAAUUGAAUACGAAUAAGCGCUGCGAUUCCGAUUGGACUGAAACCGAUUUGGAUUCAACGCACAGGAAAAAUGCGAAGAAUCUCAACGGGGGCCUAUCCAGUUCAUCGUCAUAUGAGCAAACAUAUCGAAAUGAAAACGAACCAUAUUACUACCAAUAUCAACAGCAACAAAAUGCAGACGAUUUGAAUACUGACGACCACUGGCAGGGCAAUGACAAACAAGAAAUAAAAACGGUUCGCAUUGUGAAACGCGAAUCGGAACGACGACACCGUGACAAGGAUAAACUCAAUCAAAAUUAUGACACAAAAGAUUUCCACAAUCCGGAUGAACUGAACGAUUUUCUGUCAACAUAUCAAUCUGAACCAAGAACAACAAAUCAUUUCUAUGAAGACGAACCGUCCGCUGCGAAAGCAAAGUCGACAAUAAGGAAUGCAGCGCAUUCCAUGGCUAACACCAAUUCCACAGUGCGUAAUGACAAUAUUUUCCAUAGCAAUACAGCCCGUGAAAUUUUCAAUGAACAUGACGGCAAUACGAAAACCACUGCUAAGGAACAUCAAACACCAACGAAAACACCAGCAGCCUCAUCCGGUACCGCCUCAAAUAAUCAAAGUAGUCAGUACAAACGAUUUACACCACGCAAAAAGAAACGCCAUAACACUGCACCGACCAGCGAAAACUUUAUGGACUAUAUGGCCGAACGCGAUUCGUAUAAAUAUAAUAAUCACCGAGCUCGAGACGAUCUAGACAUGGAAGUUGUGCUACGAUCAAAUCCACCGGUGGAAAAUGCCAUAUCUGGGCCGCCAGACGUCAUUCGUUCGGCGCUUGGUCAAAAAAAUGAAUAUCUCUUUGAUAAAAUGAAUUAGAUAAAUUCGCCGAUGACUUUACUAACACACUAAUCACCGCUUUACAUAUCCAUUUAAUGUCAAAUUAAUACCUAAAGUGAACCUAAACAUAAAAAAUAACACACACACACAUACACAUCCCUACGCGUGGAUUGAAUUACGUAAAUGUAUGAACAACAAUUAUGUAGUCAAUAUGGAACCACACACUAUUAUGCAUAUUAUGCAAACGAAACAAGGUAGUUCAAAUCAAUUAUAUCCCAUUUUAUUGGUUAGUAGUAUUUAGGCAUUAUACCAUUCGGCAUAGCAAAAUAAAUUUAACUUACAUUUUAGCCUAAAAAUGAUUGUUCAUGGCUUAACAAAGGCAUUGGCACAUACACAUCCAUAUAUGCAUUAAAAUCAUUUAUUUUUAUCGACUACUAUUAUUGAUAUCAUUAUGACAGAAAACAAAUCAUUGAUCGCUUAUAUUUUCGAACAUCCAGUGACUGAAGAAAUUGUUUAAUUUAUUUAGAGUUUUUAUCAAGUACAGAGCAUUUAUGUGUAAAUACUGGUGCAAACCCCAUUUGUGAGUUAUGUGCGAGCAUUAUACAGCUCGACUCAUGAAAGGAUCGUUAUUCGAUCAAAUAUAUCAUUUCAUUGUAUGUUUCAUUGACUGUAUUGAAAGGUUGAAGGAAAUAUCAACGGCAUCCACUCUCUCUUGCACACACAUUGAGUGGCAAUUGCAUUGUUUGUUUCAAUAUACAAAUAUUAAAUAUACAUAUUACAUACAUAUUAAGCAAAGCCACUACGAACAUGAAUUCAAAACAUCUCCUAUUAGCUACAUAUUUUAACAGUGGCAUAUCAGCAUAACAUAAAAUAAAGCCAUAACAUAUAAGCAUCAAUAAGUGUGAAUCGCACAGACAAACACAUACACACUCAUUCACAAAAUUCACAAAUGAUACAAACAAAAAACAUGAUACUACUGUGUUUAAUUUUUUGGUAUAAAGACUUUCCACGAUUUUGAACGUGGUCCCAUACUAACUCGUAAAAUUUAUUGCAUUUAUGUUUUAUGAAAGCAUUUCAUAUAUCUAUAUACAAAACGCACGGCUUGAAGCAAUAUUGAGUUUGAAUAAAAAACAGAAGACAUUUUGCGAAAGAUAA
Sitodiplosis mosellana (orange wheat blossom midge) is the source of this 5976-nucleotide messenger RNA. RefSeq lists its product as uncharacterized. The transcript has 12 exons. The record is from RefSeq and is a predicted model, not a curated record. NCBI's taxonomy places the organism in Eukaryota, Metazoa, Arthropoda, Insecta, Diptera, Cecidomyiidae. The coding region runs from base 721 to 4860 and encodes 1379 amino acids.